Messenger RNA from Coregonus sp. 'balchen', 32329 nucleotides. NCBI's taxonomy places the organism in Eukaryota, Metazoa, Chordata, Actinopteri, Salmoniformes, Salmonidae. The record is from the annotation of a GenBank genome assembly.
AUGGGGCUCAUUCUGAUCACCAGAGCCAAUCAGGAACUGCAGAGCCCCAGGAGGCGGGACGAGGCGAUGGCACACUUCAGUGUGUGUCUGUGCCGCAUACUGGUCUGGUCGUCCAUCCAACCACAUGGAAAUGCAAUGGGAUUGGAGGUUAGAGAGGGAAACCAUCAAAGACAGUGUAGUCUGGAUGGCCCUUAGGGCUCCUGUCCACAAACCACAGCCCAGUCAAGAGUUCAGACUCCAGAGAGACGGAUGGAUCACACAUGUCCUGCUAUCUGUCCUGCUAUCACUAUCAGUCACACUGUCAGGGAGAUUAGGAUAAAUAGCUGUUGAAACACUGUCUUCUUCAAUAUGCUUCAGCUGGCCAUGGAAAUGAAGUCAUACUGAUAGGGGAAGCCCCUCUUCCCUGUUAUGUCAUCGACAGCUGCUGUUGGACAGGCCAAGCAGUGCAACUAGGACAGGGUGAUGUGUUUUAUUUACAAGAUGGAGUCAUCUCUGACUUGUAGAUAUGAUGGCAGAUGUCAAAGCUAUAAACAUCAUGGCUUCAACAUAUCUGCUAAGCUUAUGUAACGUGUUGGCUUAUUCACUCACAUGUGCAUAUGAUCAUCUCAAUAUAGCUUACCUGGAUGGAGUCUGUCACGUGUACCAACCCUCACUCUCAGAGAGCAUCCAUUCAUUCCUUUUGUGUGACUGUGGACACCCCACCUAUACUGUAAAUCAGUGGCAUGCCUGGAAAGGGAAAGCGGGAAUGAGCCAUUCGUUUUCAUUAACACACAAGGUGAACUGUACGACAGCGACGGCCACCGAUUUAUGGCACGAGGAUGGAGACAUGUCAGGACGGGAGCUGCUCUCCCCUUGUUUUUUGCUCCUCUCGGAGGAUGAUGUCAUUGGUGUUGGAUGUGGGCAACAGCGCCGUGUGUGCUUGAUGUUACCGUAACUUAAAGGCUGACAGACAGAUGUAAUGACAGGCCAAGAAAAGAAAGACGUACCUCGAACCACCUAUCAAGCCCACCUCCACAACUCUCCUCCUAACAUGAUAAAUCAGCCAUGGGGGUGAUUACACACCUGAAUGGAACACAUUUGCUUUAGUUCCCUGAUUAGAAGGCUUGUCAGAGGGAUGCAGGAUAUUCACAGGCUGAGCUUAGACAUGGUUCAGUUACUCCAGGUAAUUGUUUCAAAACCAUCACUGUAAAGUGUCUGUUUCAGUAUUCAUGUUUGACCUUUAUCUGCAGUGUCCCUUUUCAGAGCCUUUUUGAUGUUACUCAAAGGGCUCAAUUCAAUCAAACCCGCAUUGUGGUAUUUUCACAGUAGCUCUUUUCCCCAUGGUCAAAUAAAACCGCACUGGUAGAUGCUUCCAGAUAUCAGAAUAAGAAGUAUGUGUUUCUGGACAGAAGUUUAUAAACAAAGACAGUGCACAAACAUUGCUUUGGCAGGUUUAACUGAAUUCCAGUCAAACUGCUGAUAAUAUCUUACCUUCUUGAAGAGCACAUGGGACCAUUCUGUACUGUGUUUCAUGAUGACUGAACUGAUCCCACCUGGAGAGAAAAUGAUAGGAUCCAAAUGAAACGGAUGACUGAUGAAGUUCUCUGUCUUCUAAUAAUAACAAAUUCAUGCAGGUUCAAAGAAGCUUGUCAUAUGGUGCGACUGGGGACAGAUAUUUAUGCAUCAAAGAGGCCUUGCAUCCUCUAAGGUUUCAUCUCUUCUCAUUUCUAAACCUAUAAAUUAUGCACUGCUGUGCAGCACAUUCUCUGCUGGAAAUGAACGGCUUAGUGCUCACAUGAAAAGGCAUGUCAAGGAGAGUGGACCAUUAGGACUAAAACAAAGGAAAAUAAAUCACUAAGAAAAGUUAUGGUGAAUAAAAAGAGAUAAUUAAUGACGAGUUAGUAUAAGCUCCUUCCACCAAUGAAUAUUUUUGUUGAUAAAUGUUUGUUUUUUCUUGCUUAUGUGUUAUACUAUACAAACGUGUCAUUAUUUCUCCUGUCUGGCUGUUUCUUUAAUUGGACUCAUGCUUUAGUUGAUUGUGUAGACUUGUGAAGUUUUCACAAAUCUGUGUGGAGUUUAAUCAUGUGGAAUUGGAGAAAGAUCUCCACUUGGCACCUUUUUCCCUACUUCCUCCAGCUGUUCAUUCUGUUAAAUCAAAUGCUACAUUUGAAUCAGCCUACAUAAUCAUUCACAAAUUAGUUUAAAAGGUAUAGAAAUGAGUUUUUUCCAGUCUGCUGGUUUAGAAACAGGGCAGCUGGAAGGCCCAUUAACAUAAAACUGUUUUAGAACAAUGGCCCAGUUUUGUGUUUCACAAGGGUAAACCACUUCAUGCCGAUUGCCUUCAAUGAUAUCGUGACGGUUUUAAGAUUUUAGGGGUGGCAGGGUUGGACCGUUUUUAGAAAUCAGUUACUGAUUACAGAUUACAUGACAAUAAAAGCAAUUACUAACACACUCCAUUGGAUAACUCGAAAUGAAUAAUGUAAUCUGAUUACUUCCUUGGUUAGAAAGUAUCUUCCUCCUCAAUUUAUGCUGCAGACCAAUCUCAGUUCGCUCUCUAAUUCUGCCCACCCAUCCCCCGGCAUCCUUGGGCAAUUGCUGUCUCAAUUUCCUGCUGCAUCUUCCCGAUGUUACACCCAGCCACCAAGCUGAUUGUGGCCAGUAAAAGAGGAAAUGGUCAUUUGAGUGUCUUACCCACCCCUACAAAAACAGGGAAGCACAGAGCAAAGUUAUAUUUCUAAGAUAGCUGCUGGGAUGGUGUAAAUACAACUAGGCUGCAUUAUACACUGCAAUGGAUAUUCCAAACCUGAUUCCAGCCUGCUCUUCUCUUGCUGAUCAAAACGUUUUUGUGUGCUGCCUAACCAAUGGCUGUGCUGUGUAGACCUAUGGUGGCAGUUCAGGAGGAGAGUCAAAGGCUUCGUCUGAUUUGUUUUUUUGAUUAGGCCUAGUCAAAAACAUUUUGGGGGAUUAGGCCUUGUCAAAAAAAAAUGGCGUGCCGACUACCCUAUAGCCUAUGUUCUGUUCAGUUUGAGAAGGAGAGCGCGAAAAGGAUGACCGGAGGUCAACUUUGAUAGCUUGCUACUACUAGAAUUUAUUUGAUUAAAAACAAUAUGUUUCUUGUCCAUUAUGUAUUUAUCAGAGUUAUUGACCUCACAAUAAACCAGAUUCAAGUAAUUUACAUUGUGGUGCUGAAACUGGAACCGCAGCUGCUGUGCAAUCAAUCGGGAAUAGACAACUUGUGGUGCUGAAAGUAGGUAAAUUCGAGUAGGCUUAAUUUACUUGUGUUGGAGCCUAACUCUUCCUAUUUAAGAAAUAAGAGGUAGGCCUACCUGUUUGACAGACAAAAUUAGGCUAUAGGCUGUUAUAUCCAUAGAUUUGUUGGUCAAUUCCUCCACCCACCAUGCACUCUUUAAAUAGCCUACCUCCGUGUCAGUGAAAAACUGUUAAGUUAAAACCAAUACUCGAAUUGAGGGGCUGUGAGAGGGUAAGAGAGGGUAUGCCAUAGGCCUACCUUUUAUUAAAGAAAAUGGCAAAAAGCAAAGGCCUACCUACCCAUUGUUAUCUUAAGAUUUUGAAGAAAAUAAAACAGAUCUGAUUAUAUAAAGUGAUCUAUGACAGCGCUUUGGUCCGCAAUGCUUUACGCUAGAAACAAGCUGUAAAAUACCUGGGAAAGACGUGACUCUGAUGUACAGUGCUAUGAAAAAUGUUGGCCCACUCUUCCAUGCAGAACUGCUUUAACUCAGUGACGUGUGGGUUUUCAAGCAUGAACUGCUCGUUUCAAGUCCUGCCACAACAUCUCAAUUGGGAUUAGGUCUGGACUUUGACUAGGCCAUUCCAAAACUUCCAAUUUGUUGCUUUUUAGCAAUUUUCAUGUAGACUUGAUUGUGUGUUUUGGAUCAUUGUCUUGCUGCAUGACCCAGCUGCGCUUCAGCUUCAGCUCACAGACGGAUGGUCUGACAUUCUCCUGUAGAAUUCUCUGAUACAGAGCAGAAUUAAUGGUUCCUUCUAUUAAGGCAAGUCGUCCAGGUCCUGAGGCAGCAAUGCAUCCCCAAACCAUCACACCACCACCACCAUGCUUGACCUUUGGUAUGAUGUUCUUACUGUGGAAUGCAGUGUUUGGUUUUCGUCAGGCAUAAUGGGACCCAUCUCGUCCAAAAAGUUGACUCAAGUUUGCCAAAAAGCACCUGGAUGAUCAUCAAGACUCUUGGAAGAACGUUCUAUGGACAGAUGAUUCAAAAGUAUAACUUUUUGGACGACAUGGUUCCAGUAAUGCCUGGCAAAAACCAAACAAAAUUUGGUUGGAGUCAUUGCAGCUAAAGGUGGCACAACCAGUUAUUGAGUGUAAGGGGGCAAAUAUUUUUCACACAGGGGAAUUGGGUGUUGCAUAACUUUAUGAAAUAAAUGUGUAAUUGUUGUGUUAUUUGUUCACUUAUGUUCCCUUAAUAUUAGGUUUUGGUUGAAGAUCUGAUAACAUUCAGUAUCACAAAUAUGCAAAAGUAGAGAAAAUUAGAAAGGGGGCAAAUACUUUUUCAUAGUACUGUAUAUGGGAAUAUCAUUGUUUAGUUUCUUUGACAUUCAGAGGCUAAGCUACAACCUUCUAUAGCCCAGGAGACAAAACAUUGUCUUUGCUUGGGAAGUCAUCUCAUUGUGUCACUAUCAAUUGAUUAAGCUGUUCCCUUUCUGUACAAUAGAAGAUGUUUAAACCCAGACAGCUUUUAGAGAAACACUUGUGACCUUCUCUUGUUAGGUUAAACCACAGAAGAAGAGUAGCAGGCAGUUAAAUCUUACAUAUUUCUGUGUCGGUAGGCCUACCUUGUCUGGGGUGGAAAGUUAGGCCUAACUUUUGAAAGUACCAUGCUCAGAUUCCUAAUGAUGUCUCAGAUGUAAUUAUUUUCAUUGCAAAUAAGACACUGAUUUGGCAUUGGAGAAAUAUAAGAUUUAACACAUAGGCCUAUCUCUCUGUCCAUUCUAAGCCUGUAAUUUGGGUAAUUUGUGUGUUAUUAAAAAAGAUUAAGCUAAUAAGUAAAAUGACGUAGAAUUUUCUCAGACCUGCAAAUACGAUGCUAGAUUAAUUUACAUUUACAUUUACAUCAUUUAGCAGACUUACAAAUUGGUGCAUUCAACUUAUGAUAGCCAGUGGGACAACCACUUCUUUUUUUUCUUUUCUUUUUAAUGGGGGGGGGGGGGGGGGGGGUAGAAGGAUUACUUUAUACUAUUCCAGGUAUUCCUUAAAGAGGUAGGGUUUCAAGUGUCUCCGGAAGGUGGUCAGUGACUCCACUGUCCUGGCGUCAUGGGGGAGCUUGUUCCACCAUUGGGGUGCAAGAGCAGCAAAUAGCUUUGACUGGGCUGAGCGGGAACUGUGCUUCCGUAGAGGUAGGGGAGCUAGCAGGCCAGAGGUGGAUGAACGCAGUGCCCUCGUUUGGGUGUAGGGUCUGAUCAGAGCCUGAAGGUAAGGAGGUGCCAUUCCCCUCACAGCUCCGUAGGCAAGCACCAUGGUCUUGUAGUAGAUGCGAGCCUCAACUGGAAGCCAGUGGAGUGUGCGGAGGAGGGGGGUGACGUGAGAGAACUUGGGAAGGUUGAACACCAGACGGGCUGCGGCAUUCUGGAUGAGUUGUAGGGGUUUAAUGGCACAGGCAGGGAGCCCAGCUAACAGCGAGUUGCAGUAAUCCAGACGGGAGAUGAAAAGUGCCUGGAUUAGGACCUGUGCCGCUUUCUGUGUAAGGUAGGGUCGUACUCUGCGAAUGUUGUAGAGCAUGAACCUGCAGGAUCGGGUCACCGCUUUGAUAUAGGCGGAGAACGACAAGGUGUUGUCCAGGGUCACGCCAAGGUUCUUUGCACUUUGGGAGGAGGACACAAUGGAGUUGUCAACCAUGAUGGCGAGAUCAUGGAGCGGGCAGUCCUUCCCCGGGAGGAAGAGCAGCUCCGUCUUGCCGAGAUUCAGCUUGAGGUGGUGAUCCGACAUCCACACUGAUAUGUCUGCCAGAAAGGCCGAGAUGCGAUUCGCCACCUGGUUAUCAGAAGGGGGAAAGGAGAAAAUGAAUUGUGUGUCGUCUGCGUAGCAAUGAUAGGAGAGACCAUGUGAGGAUAUGACAGAGCCAAGUGACUUGGUGUAUAGAGAGAAUAGGAGAGGGCCUAGAACUGAGCCCUGGGGGACACCAGUGGUGAGAGCACGCCACCUGGUAGGAGCGACCUGUCAGGUAGGACGCAAUCCAAGAGUGAGCAGCGCUGGAGAUGCCCAACUCGGAGAGGGUGGAGAGGAGGAUCUGAUGGUUCACAGUAUCAAAGGCAGCGGAUAGGUCUAGAAGGAUAAGAGCAAAGGAGAGAGAGUUAGCUUUAGCAGUGCGGAGAGCCUCCGUGACACAGAGAAGAGCAGUCUCAGUUGAAUGACCAGUCUUGAAACCUGACUGGUUUGGAUCAAGAAGGUCAUUCUGAGAGAGAUAGCAGGAGAGUUGGCUAGAGACGGCACGCUCAAGAGUUUUGGAGAGAAAAGAAAGAAGGGAUACUGGUCUGUAGUUGUUGACAUCGGAGGGAUCGAGUGUAGGUUUUUUGAGGAGGGGUGCAACUCUCGCUCUCUUGAAGACGGAAGGGACAUGGCCAGCGGUCAAGGAUGAGUUGAUGAGCGAGGUGAGGUAAGGGAGAAGGUCUCCGGAAAUGGUCUGGAGAAGAGAGGAGGGGAUAGGGUCAAGCGGGCAGGUUGUUGGGCGGCCGGCUGUCACAAGUCACAAGAUUUCAUCUGGAGAGAGAGGGGAGAAAGAAGUCAAAGCAUAGGGUAGGGCAGUGUGAGCAGGACCAGCAGUGUCAUUUGACUUAAUAAAUGAGGAUCGGAUGUCAUCAACCUUCUUUUCAAAAUGGUUGAUGAAGUCAUCCACAGAGAGGGAGGAGGGAGGGGGAGGAGGAGGAGGAUUCAGCAGGGAGGAGAAGAUGGCAAAGAGCUUCCUAGGGUUAGAGGCAGAGGCUUGAAAUUUAGAGUGGUAGAAAGUGUCUUUGGCAGCGGAAACAGAGGAAGAGAAUGUAGAGAGGAGGGAGUGAAAAGAUGACAGGUCCGCAGGGAGUCUAGUUUUCCUCCAUUUCCGCUCGGCUGCCCGGAGCCCUCUUCUGUGAGCUCGCAAUGAGUCGUCAAGCCACGGAGCAGGAGGGGAGGACCGAGCCGGCCGGGAGGAUAGGGGACAUAGAGAGUCAGAAGAUGCAGAAAGGGAGGAGAGGAGGGUUGAGGAGGCAGAAUCAGGAGAUCGGAGGGAGAAGGAUUUAGCAGAGGGAAGAGAUGAUAGGAUGGAAGAGGAGAGAGUAGCCGGUGAGAGAGAGCAAAGGUUGCGACGGCACAUUACCAUCUGAGUAGGGGCAGAGUGAGUAGUGUUGGAGGAGAGCGAGAGAGAAAAGGAUACAAAGUAGUGGUCGGAGACUUGGAGGGGAGUUGCAGUGAGAUUAGUAGAAGAACAGCAUCUAGUAAAGAUGAGGUCAAGCGUAUUGCCUGCCUUGUGAGUAGGGGGGGGGACGGUGAGAGGGUGAGGUCAAAAGAGGAAAGGAGUGGAAAGAAGGAGGCAGAGAGAAAUGAGUCAAAGGCAGACGUAGGGAGGUUAAAGUCACCCAGAACUGUAAGGGGUGAGCCAUCCUCAGGAAAUGAACUUGUCAAGCUCAUUUAUGAACUCUCCAAGGGAACCUGGAGGGCGAUAAUUGACAAGGAUGUUAAGCUUGAAUGGGCUAGUGACUGUGACAGCAUGGAAUUCAAAUGAGGAGAUAGACAGAUGGGUCAGGGGAAAAAUAGAGAAUGUCCACUUGGGAGAGAUGAAGAUUCCUGUACCACCGCCGCGCUGACCAGAUGCUCUCGGGGUAUGCGAGAACACAUGGUUAGACUAGGAAAGAGCAGUAGGAGUAGCUGUGUUUUCUGUGGUAAUCCAUGUUUCCGUCAGCGCCAAGAAGUCGAGGGACUGGAGGGUAGCAUAGGCUGAGAUGAACUCUGCCUUGUUGGCCGCAGAACGGCAGUUCCAGAGGCUCCCAGAGACCUGGAACUCCACGUGGGUCGUGCGCGCAGGGACCACCAGAUUAGAGUGGCAACAGCCACGUGGUGUGAAGCGUUUGUAUGGCCUGUGCAGAGAGGAGAGAACAGGGAUAGACAGACACAUACUUGACAGGCUACAGAAAAAGGCUACAAUAAUGCAAAGGAGAUCGGAAUGAAAUGAACUAAACAUCUGGGAAAGCAAGAGAGCGGGCCUCCCUCACUUACGUUUCACUGAACACUCAAAUAUAACUCUCCCAACUUCCACUUUAGAAAUUAUAAUUGCUGUAACUACAGCGGUUCAAUGUUUUCUAUGAAUAGACUCUAACUUAGUUUAUUCAGCUAGCUAACUUGGUACAGAUUCAUGCAAUGUUUUAACUAUAAAGGAGAUCUUUCCACCCCUACUCUUGUCCACGGUGGUCUGAAAACUGACAACCUUCUGGCUCGCAGCCCUGUGCGCUAUCAAAGUUCCUGCGUUGCCAUGUAAUGCUUACAGGACGACGAACAGUUUCUAAAAGUCUGCUAUCCACUUUGUUUUAAUUAUUAUUUUGGGUAUAGAGGAGGGUCACUUGUUUUUUUUUUCAAGCAUUCAGGGAGGGUUUAGAUAAAAUAUAUUUUUCUGAAGGGAGGGCCAUCCAUUUUCAUUUCAGAGAGGUCGAUUUUCUCCAUGUAACCCUUAUUAUAAAUAACGUUUACUCCCUAAUGAGUGCGUCGUUGCCUGACUAUAUUGUUGAAGCAUGCCAGAUCUGGAUAGGUAUUUUACAUAUAAGCUAACCGUAUGAUAUGUUAUAGCAAUAUGGUGCCCGAAGGCACAGCCCACUGGGCACAAACUGGUUCUAUCAACAUUGUUUCAACAUAAUUUGUCAACGUAUUGUGAUGUGGAAUCUAUGUGGAAAAUACAUUGGAUUUGAAAAAAGUAAUCAAGGUAAACUGUUGUUUUGAGGGUGAGAUUUCAACCAAAGGAUUAUGUCAUCAUGAUAACCAAAUUUCUACAUAGACAAACCUUGUAUAAAAUAUGUUGAAUUUGUACCUUUAAAACAACAUCAGAUCUUCAAUGUAAUAUCAACUAUCAGAAAAAAAACUGCAGGCUGGGCAGCACCUCCUACUGAAUAAUUGAUUUAUCUACAGCUACCCUUUGAUUUCCCAUCCAGGGUUUUAACCAAGCCCUGCUUAGCUAUGAUAUUUGUCACUUACUAUUACCAAAGUGGUAUCAUGAGAAUGAUACUUGUGAAAUCUCCACUUAAAAACUAAAUAGAUUCACUGUUGCUAUCAAAGUCAUUCCAAAGGGUUGGUUUAACAUAGCAAAUGAAAUUUGACCAUACUUUGUUUCUUAUUUUUCUUUUUACAUUUCUUUUUUUUCUGCAUCACUUCCAAUCCCCCUGUGAUGAGUGUGAUAGAAGGAGUCAGGCGCAGGAGGGUAAAUCACCGAAUACAGAGUUUAUUCCGUCGUACACAAAUGCGGUGGAUAGCGACACACGAAAACAGGCACAGGGGAAACUAUCUACCCUGGCAAUACAUGGUAUGGGAUACUCCAACAAUAUACAGGCGCAGGGGAAAUAUCUACCCCGGCAAUACAAAGGGAGAGUAGCUCCACCGAGCUACACUACUCUCACAAAUAACAAUCACCCACAAGGACAAGGGGGCAGAGGGAACACUUAUACACAGACUAAUGAGGGGAUAAGAAUCAGGUGUGUAUAAUUGACAAGACAAGACAAAUGGAAUGAUGAGAUAUGGAGCAGCAGUGGCUAGUAAGCCGAUGUUGACAAACGCUGAAGCCUGCCCGAACAAGGAGGAGAGGCAGCCUCGGCAGAAGUCAUGACACCCCAAUAUGUUUUUUUUCUUUCUCGCAUAUAUAUAUAUAUAUAUAUAUAUAUAUACAUAUACAUACAUACACAUACAUAUACACAUACAUACAUAUAAAUACAUACAGUGGCUUGCGAAAGUAUUCACCCCCCUUGGCAUUUUUCCUAUUUUGUUGCCUUACAACCUGGAAUUCAAAUUGAUUUUUUGGGGGUUUGUAUCAUUUGAUUUACACAACAUGCCUACCACUUUGAAGAUGCAAAAUAAAAAAAAUUGUGAAAGAAACAAGAAAUAAGACAAAAAAACAGAAAACUUGAGCGUGCAUAACUAUUCACCAGCCCAAAGUCAAUACUUUGUAGAGCCACCUUUUGCAGCAAUUACAGCUGCAAGUCUCUUGGGGUAUGUCUCUAUAAGCUUGGCACAUCUAGUCACUGCUCCAGCUCCUUCAAGUUGGAUGGGUUCCGCUGGUGUACAGCAAUCUUUAAGUCAUACCACAGAUUCUCAGUUGGAUUGAGGUCUGGGCUUUGACUAGGCCAUUCCAAGACAUUUAAAUGUUUCCCCUUAAACCACUCGAGUGUUGCUUUAGCAGUAUGCUUAGGGUCAUUGUCCUGCUGGAAGGUGAACAUCCGUCCCAGUCUCAAAUCUCUGGAAGACUGAAACAGGUUUCCCUCAAGAAUUUCCCUGUAUUUAGUGCCAUCAUUCCUUCAAUUCUGACCAGUUUCCCAGUCCCUGACGAUGAAAAACAUCCCCACAGCAUGAUGCUGCCACCACCAUGCUUCACUGUGGGGAUGGUGUUCUCGGGGUGAUGAGAGGUGUUGGGUUUGCGCCAGACAUAGCGUUUUCCUUGAUGGCCAAAAAGCUCAAUUUUAGUCUCAUCUGACCAGAGUACCUUCUUCCAUAUGUUUGGGGAGUCCCACCCACACGUUCGCUUAUUUUUUUCUUUAAGCAAUGGCUUUCUUCUGGCCACUCUUCUGUAAAGCCCAGCUCUGUGGAGUGUACAGCUUAAAGUGGUCCUAUGGACAGCUACUCCGAUCUCUGCUGUGGAGCUUUGCAGCUCCUUCAGGGUUAUCUUUUGUCUCUUUGUUGCCUCUGAUUAAUGCCCUCCUCGCCUGGUCCGUGAGUUUUGGUGGGCAGCCCUCUCUUGUCAGGUUUUUUCCGGUGCCAUAUUCUUUCAACCCUGAUCUGUACUUCUCCACAACUUUGUCCCUGAUCUGUUUGGAGAGCUCCUUGGUCUUCAUGGUGCCACUUGCUUGGUGGUGCCCCUUGCUUAGUGGUGUUGCAGACUCUGGGGCCUUUCAGAACAGGUGUAUAUAUACUGAGAUCAUGUGACAGAUCAUGUGGCACUUAGAUUGCACACAGGUGGACUUUAUUUAACUAAUUAUGUGACUUCUGAAGGUAAUUGGUUGUACCAGAUCUUAUUUAGGGGCUUCAUAGCAAAGGGGGUGAAUACAUAUGCAUGCACCACUUUUCCGUUAUUUAUUUUUUAUAAUUUUUUGAAACAAGUAAUUUUUUUCAUUUCACUUCACCAAUUUGGACUAUUUUGUGUAUGUCCAUUACAUGAAAUCCAAAUAAAUAUCCAUUUAAAUUAGAGGUUGUAAUGCAACAAAAUAGGAAGAAUACGGCAGGUAGCUUAGUGGUUAAGAGCGUUGUGCCAGUAACAGAAAGGUCGUUGGUUCUAAUCCCCGAGCCGACUAGGUGAAAAAUCUGUUGUUGUGCCCUUGAGCAAGGCACUUAACCUUAAUUGCUCCUGUAAGUCACUCUGGAUAAGAGCGUCUGCUAAAUGACUAAUUAUUUUUAUUUUUUAUGUACAUUUCAUAGUUCGUGGUCCUCUAUAGCUCAAUUGGUAGAUCAUGGCGCUUGUAAUGCCAGGGUAGUGGGUUUGAUCCCUGGGACCACCCAUAAGUAAAAAUGUAUGCACGCAUGACUUUAAGUCGCUUUGGAUAAAAGCGUCUGCUAAAUGGCAUAUUAUAUUAUUACUUUUGCAAGGCACUGUAUGGGGGAUACAACCAUCCCAGCUCUGCAGAUUUAGCUGCAAAUAGACAGAAUAAUUUGAUAGUUUGUUUUGCUACUGUCUAUAUGUAGCUUGUUUUUGGUUGUAGGUUCAGGAAUGGCUGAAGAAUUGCAACAUUUACCUGGAGCUAACUCUGCAAACAGCACUGCUGGGUGAUUUAAAAAGUAAUAGUCAAUCGAUCAAUAAUAUAAUAAUACUCUUAGCAAAAAUGUUUAUCUUUAAUUCACAAUCUGUAGAAACAAUGAGAAUAGAAAGGUUCAGAACUUUUGUGAAACAUCACAGCAAAAUAUAUUGCAAAUAGAAAUCUAAACUGGAGGAUCUUCAGAGAUAGAUGGGAGGGGUUGAGGGUAGCUGAAGGGUGGGACUAAAAACAAACAAAAGAUAACUAUUGUAAAAUAUACUGUGUCCGUAAAAUGUAUAUAGUAUGUAUAAGAUGGAAAAAGAAGCCUAAGUGUUGUUGCCCAUUAGUUUACUCCAAUUUGGGGAUCGGUGGUAGGGUAAAAAAAACCAAAAAAACAAUUAUUGAUAUGUUGGAUUCACGUCUCUAUCUCAACCAAAAAUCUAAAUAAAAAAUUGGAAUAAAUCAAAUCAAACUUUAAAUGCACUUUAAAUAAAGUUUAAGUUGAUUUAGGUCUAUUCUUCAACUUAGAUUUUUGGUUGAAAUGGAUACGUGAAUCCAACAUAUCAAUUAUUAAUUUGUAGACAAACUGGAAUUAAAGCCAGACUAAGUCAGUGGCACUGAUGGAACUAUCCAAGCAGAAGAUACAUCUCCUUCAAAUGUUGAUAUUUGGUUGCGUUGACAACUAAACACAAUUCAAUAUCACUUUUGCAAUGCAUUAAAUAACCUAUUAACUUGUCGACAAAUUAACAAAUUAUAUGUUGGAUUCACGUCUCCAACUAAACCAAAAAUAAAAGUUAAAGAAUAGGAUUAAGCCAGUGCCUCAGAUGAAACUAUCCAAGCAUUGGAUACAUCUCCUUUAAGUUUUAAAAUUUGGUUGCAUUGUCAAUUCGAUAAUACUUUUGUAAUACAGUAAAUAGCCUAAAGGUAAGGCUAUCUUACAAAAUGUAACAGUUUUUAUUCAACCUUAAAAUUAGUAACCGAUCCAUGGCCACAUGGAGCUUACUGUAACUAUAAAAGUAUUAUUAUGUAAUCAUAGAAAGUGUGUAUGUUCAAGAUAGCAUGCAAAGGUCGCUGGUCUGUGGGUUUUUCAGGAUAUAAAUAUCUGUGCAGAAUCUCGAACAUCAUUGAUCACUUGCACUAUGUACUGUGAAUGUAAUCUCAACUGCAAUCCAGGUAAUUUUGGUUAUGCUAUUAGAUGAAGCACAUUAAGUUAUUGUAUAAAUACAAAAUAUCUCCCAUUUGAACUUUGUUGUGCUUUUAAAUGGUUUAAAGUGCAUUGAUAACACAUUUAGAUGACAACAAAACCAAAAAUCUGAUAUUGUUUUUCCAUUGGAAUUUGGUUGUGCUAACACAUUGGGAAUUCAACAAACUUCAGGCUGUCUUUUUGAGUGGGUGAAUAAAGGUUGAAAUCUCAUCGGUCAACAUCUCAACCAAAGAUUACCCACAUUUCCACUGUGAAAUGACAUGGUGUGCCCAGUGGGAGGCCUUGGUUAGCAAACAUGUUACAUUAGCAGCAAACUUUGUAUCAAACGAUGAGUUUGUCUGGGAGAAAUGGCCGGAAAGAGGCACAUCAUAGAUUCACCUAAUUAUACCAACCAGAGAGAUACAAUAUUGUAGGCUACAGGCCUACCUUUUCAGCAGGCAUGGCUACACUAGGAAACAUAUCUUUAUCCUAGAGGGUUAGGUUCAGUCUGUCCAAAGAACUACAGCACAGGAGGCACCAAUCAAAGUUGGAAUCGAUGAUCUGGAGUCAUCAUAGCCAAGCAUAUUUGAACUCUAAAUGAGAUGCUAUGUUUUCUCGUCUGUCUGUUCCUAGUGAUGAAUGGGGGUGAAAAUGUGUUGCCUGAACACUGAUUAGUCUUCAAGCUAAAAUGUUGGCUGCAUUGGCUCUGUAUACUUAAUAGAGUCUAAGGUUUCACAGUGCUCCCUGCCAGGGAAACACAGAGAGAGGGAGACAGAGGUGGAAAAGAAUAACUUAAUUUGUUCCUCAUGCUGCUGAAUGUGUAUUCAGUCUAUUCACCAAAAGCACAUUCAGACCAAAGUCAACAACUCUUAAAAUACAUUGUGGAACAGUAACAGUCAAGCUGGGAUGCAGACACACUCUCAAUAAACUUCCUAGGAUUUAUUUCUCUUUUGAUAUUGCAUAGACUACAAUCGUACACAUUAAAACCUGACUUCCAUGAAGGACUGAGUAAGAUCUAUAGCAUGAAUGAUACAGUCUGAGAGUCUGAGAUUGCCCUGUCCAAUGGUGAUCUCUUCUUCAUGAUCUUCUAUGACUUUUUUUUCAUUUCACGUUCCCUCUGAAACACUGACUACAACCCCAUCUGUGUGUCUGUCUGUCUGUGUUUCUGUAGUUUCUUCCAAGGAGUUGGUGGAGAUCUGCUGUGAGACUGGGGAGAAGUGGGCCUCAGCGAACGGCCACUGCAGCAACAUGGAGCUCCCCAGAGAGGAUAGACACUCCAUCUGUCGGUAAGCCCAUGGAGACACACUGGACACAAGUACUAGGAUGCCCAAUUCCUGUGUAGUAAUUCCUCAUUGGUAGGGACCUGAGUUUUUCCUGGUCAUGCUCAGGGUCCUACUUAGCUACAGAACGUCUUAUAAAUGUCAGCUUUACUGCUUUCACUAUGCCAAUGAGGGAUGGCCUGUCUGCCAAGUUUGUUUCUGCUUCAGCCAACUUGUCGUUGAUGGCAAUGCAACUAUGCAUUAAUUUAGUUCAUUCUAAUUUGUGUACUUUUUUAGCGUACUUAAAAUAUGAUCAUCUAAUAAAUGUAUUCUUAGGUGGGCCCAUGUCAUUAUUGUAUAGCAUGAUUCAAUGAAAGUUAGUAGUAUUUGUCGUUGAUGUUUUGAAUAUGAAGGGAAUGAUAUGACUUUCUAUCUUCAAUUUGAUUACCAGUGCCAAUAUCAAAACCAAAUAUUUUACAGGCCCUCUCAUAAUCUUUCGAAAAUGACAUUAUAUUGCACAGCAUACUAGUGUGAAUGUUUGCCUUAAUAGACUUCCAAUUUGGUUCCAUAACAAUUCCAGACAAUGCUGGUUUUGGCCAGAGGUAGGCACAGCUAGCCAACCCACCAUUAGUCUAGGACCACAGUUAGGCCUAGGUACAGUCAAAACACUGCCUCACAUUCUAACAUCUCUCCUGUGUUUCUCUCUUUCUCUGCCAGGACGGCUCAGAAACAGUGCUGUCUGGGCUCUCUGAAGGAGAGUCGCUGUUUCUCUGGUAUGACUGCAGCCAGAGAAGGAACUGUGUGUGAGGUGGACAACAAUGACGAGUGUGGAGCCGAUUCCUACAAGGUAAAGGUGCUUCCCAUGGUUCAGUUGGUUGUUUGCUGGUGCUACAUCAGAGUUGUGGGUUUGAUUCCCACAUAGGCCACAUUACAUACAGUGCCUUGCAAAAGUAGUCAUCCCCCUUGGCGUUUUUCCUAUUUUGUUGCAUUACAACCUGUAAUUUAAAUGGAUUUUUAUUUGAAUUUCAUAUAAUGGACAUACACUAAAUAGUCCAAAUUGGUGAAGUGAAAUGAAAAAAAAUAACUUGUUUCAUAAAAUUAUAAAAAAUGAAUAACGGAAAAGUGGUGUGUGCAUAUGUAUUCACCCCCUUUGCUAUGAAGCCCCUAAAUAAGAUCUGGUACAACCAAUUACCUUCAGAAGUCACAUAAUUAGUUAAAUAAAGUCCACCUGUGUGCAAUCUAAGUGUCACAUGAUCUGUCACAUGAUCUCCGAAUAUAUACCUGUUCUGAAAGGCCCCAGAGCCUGCAACACCACUAAGCAAGGGGCACCACCAAGCAAGCGGCACCAUGAAGACCAAGGAGCUCUCCAAACAGGUCAGGGACAAAGUUGUGGAGAAGUACAGAUCAGGGUUGGGUUAUAAAAAAAUAUCAGAAACUUUGAACAUGCAACGGAGCACCAUUAAAUCCAUUAUUUAAAAAAUUGAAAGAAUAUGGCACCACAACAAACCUGCCAAGAGAGGGCCGCCCACCAAAACUCACAGACCAGGCAAGGAGGGCAUUAAUCAGAGAGGCAACAAAAAGACCAAAGAUAACCCUGAAGGAGCUGCAAAGCUCCACAGCGGAGAUUGGAGUAUAUGUCCAUAGGACCACUUUAAGCCGUACACUCCACAGAGCUGGGCUUUACGGUAGAGUGGGCAGAAAAAAGCCAUUGCUUAAAGAAAAAAUAAGCAAACACGUGGGAGAGACUCCCCAAACAUAUGGAAGAAGGUACUCUGGUCAGAUGAGACUAAAAUUGAGCUAUUUGGCCAUCAAGGAAGACGCUAUGUCUGGCGCAAACCCAACACCUCUCAUCACCCCGAGAACACCAUCCCCACAGUGAAGCAUGGUGGUGGCAGCAUCAUGCUGUGGGGAUGUUUUUCAUCGGCAGGGACUGGGAAACUGGUCAGAAUUGAAGGAAUGAUGGAUGGCGCUAAAUAUAGGGAAAUUCUUUUUCAGUCUUCCAGAGAUUUGAGACUGGGACAGAGGUUCACCUUCCAGCAGGACAAUGACCCUAAGCAUACUGCUAAAGCAACACUUGAGUGGUUUAAGGGGAAACAUUUAAAUGUCUUGGAAUGGCCUAGUCAAAGCCCAGACCUCAAUCCAACUGAUAAUCUGUGGUAUGACUUAAAGAUUGCUGUACACCAGCAGAACCCAUCCAACUUGAAGGAGCUGGAGCAGUUUUGCCUUGAAGAAUGGGCAAAAAUCCCAGUGGCUAGAUGUGCCAAGCUUAUAGAGACAUACCCCAAGAGACUUGCAGCUGUAAUUGCUGCAAAAGGUGGCUCUACAAAGUUUUGACUUUGGGGUGUGGGGGGAGGGGGGGGGUUGUCUUAUCUCUCGUUUGUUUCACACAUUUUUUUAUUUUGCAUCUUCAAAAUGGUAGGCAUGUUGUGUAAAUCAAAUGAUACAAACCCUCAAAAAAUCAAUUUUAAUUCCAGGUUGUAAGGCAACAAAAUAGGAAAAAUGCCAAGGGGGGUGAAUACUUUCGCAAGCCACUGUAUAGUGAGUAAUGUUCUGUUGUUCUUGCCACAACCAACUCCUUGAAAAAGAUGCAAUGCUGUGCACAUGACUCCUACUUCUGUUUUAACACUGGAUAUAUGUGCUUGGAUUUGGAUGAAAUAAUUUGUUAAAUGUCCAGAUAUUCUUAUGUGACCCUGUUUCCUGAACUGUUCAACGAGCUGACCGAAUUGUACACUGUCAGUCCCCAGAAUGAUUUAAGGUUAAACAUAGCCUACCUGGAUUGAAUUUAAAUCAAACCAAAUAUCUCUACAAGACAUGAAUAGCCACAGUUUCAAUGUAUAGUACAGAGACAACUUUAAAAGUAGUUAAAAGAUAACCUCCCUGCAGAUUUCGACUGGCCCUAGUUAUUGCCAGUGAAGACCACACCAAUCAGGAGGACCAUUUAGAAUCCCUCUGUGAUUCAAUUACCUCUCAUUCAAUUUAGACAAUUUAGAGAGGAAGGACCAUGUUUGUGGUCCAAGGUUCCCACAGCUUUAUGGUUCACAGUCAUGAAACGAGGUUGCAGUACUGCAGGAGAUGUCUCAUACCUUUUUCACCAUCCUCUCUAAAUCAAUAGCUUGUACUCGCUGGUAUUUUGGAAACAGCAAUGAUACUGUAUUUAAUAUUUCUGGGGAAUGUAUAGCUAUGUAGGCCAAGGUCUGUUAUGGUUAUCAGUGAGAGUAAAAUCGUUGUGAUGUAGUUUGGAGUAGAAGCGUAUUAGCCCAUAUUUCCUGAACCAUUAAUCUGCCAUCAUACCUGUGUUCCAGGAAGUACCCAGAGCGCCCAAAAGAAGGGGCCAUUAUAUAAUCAAGGCCUUGGUGUAAUGUUAAAUAUUGUUUUUUACCACCCCACCAUGGGCUCUACAUAACUCAAGUCGUAUAACACUUCUGCACAGCCACACUAUAUCCUGAUGGUCACUAUUUCAGUUUUAUGUUUCACUCUCCCCCAUGUAGCCUGAACGAUAUCCUGCUGAGGGCUGAGAGGGAGGGAAGAUAGAGGGUUGAAAUGAGGGAGAGAGGUGGGGAUAGAUGUGAAAGAGGAACUCUGAGUUCUGAGUUUUAUAUGAAACUCCUUAAACAUAGCAUACAGUAUAUUGUUUGACCGUACAGUCUUCUUCCAGUCAGGCACACUUGAUAUGGUACACACGGUAGUCUGAUGUUGAAUCUGCCCACCAUAUAGGAGUGUUGUAGCUGCUGCUCUCUGGGGCUGAGGUUCCGUAGCGAGGGCCACCGCUGUGAGGCUCACAAGUACCUGGGUUACCCCUGCAGCCACGUCUUCCUCACCUGCUGUGAGGGAGAGGAGGGGGGGGCAGGGGAGGAGGGACAGGGAGGAGAGGGAGACGGCUGGGACACGCUCAAAGAGAGACCCGCACUGGACCCCACUGCAGUGGCAAAAAGAGGUAGAGUCUUGCAGACACGCACGCACACACUACACACACCACUGCACUCUCAAGGGGUAGUGUAACACACCAGUGUACUGCCAAAGAAAGGCACAAACGAGAGCCUCUUUACCUCUCCUUACUAAAGAGAGGCUUUGUAGAGGACUCUUCCCACUUUGUGCACCACACUGCCCUACCAGAGUGAAGGUAGGUUAUUACUAUACUGUACAAUAUUUUACAAGUGAUAGAGUUCCUGUUCUGUAUUCUCUUGUAUCCAACUGCCUUGGUUCAUCUGCUUUACUUGACUCUAUUAUACUGUACAACAUAGAGGUAAGGCUAUUAGUGACAGUCCUCUCUCCUUGCUCUGUAGUGUCAGACAGCCCGUUCCCUAAAGAGGCCUUCUCCAUCGGGGAGGAGGAGGAGCAGGAGAGGGAGAACACGGUGGAGGGCCCUCCGGAGGUGGAGGAUGUAGAUGAGUGCCAGGUGUACCAGAGGACACUGUGCCACCACAGGUGUAUCAACACCCCUGGCUCCUUCAGGUGUGCCUGUUACCCUGGCUAUGUGCUGCAGCAGGACACGGCCAGCUGUGUACCAGGUAAAGGAAAACUGCUCGUAGGUUGUUAGAAUAUGUCAGACCAUGCACCUUACAGUACUCCACUAUACUGUAUGUGAAAGAUCACUUCGCUAAUAGCCUGGGUGUCUGACUGUUUCGGCAUUCAAUAACGGCACACAGUUGCCUUAAUUGGCAAGACGACGGCAAGUUGGAGAAAGUGGAAACAGAUUGGCACCCCUAAAGUAUAUAACAGUUAUGUAAAUGUAAGUCCAUAAAACCACUGAGAGAGGGCUGAUUCUGGAGUGUAGUACCUUUGUGACAGGUACGUUGUGCCAAAUAGAUAGAUGCUGUACCUGUAUAUCGUUAACGUCUCAUACUGUUUUGAUAAAGCCUCUUGUCACAGUUAUUAUAACAGUAGCCUACAUGCAUUUAGAUAAGUAAAGAAAGUAUUUCCAGGUAUUUCCAACCUGCUGUACUGUAGGCUACUGUAAGUGUGCCAUACCUUUAAUGGGGCUUUCACCAGCACAAGCCUGUCUCAACAGGAAUCUGAUGUGAGACCUACUUUACAGAAAAUGACAGUUAGUCCCAAUAAUAAAAACAGGUUUGUCUGCAGACCAUGCCUUUUCCUGUCGUACCCCAACUCUCUCGCUUUCUGAGGGAACUUUCAUCUGUGCUCUGUUGCUGUCUAGCCUCAUAUCUGUGGAUGAAUUGAAGGCAUUUCACAGAUUUCUCCUUAUCCGCAAAGAUAGGAUGACUCUGGGUGGUUUGUUGGUUAUACUGUUUAAUUAGUAUUUUCCGUGAUGAGAAUAGUCCUGUUUUCACAGAGACGGUGGAUGAAGAGAACAGACUGAGAGAGGAUGACAGGCCAGAGGUUGAGUCUACCUCCACCGUACCCCCCACCACUCCAACCCCUGUAAACCCAUGUGAGGGUGAGUAGAACCUGACUGUAGGCCAGGGUGGUGCCUAUCUACUGUAAACCUGGCAGACCCCAAUGUCUACUGUGUUUUCAUAUGUUCAAAUCAGUGAUUAGUUUUGAUAGGAGAACCCAAAUGCAUGUCUGGAACCAUUAGGGAACAGCCUAUUAGGUAGGAAACAGUCAUUAGACAGCCAUCCGGUCCCUUAAGAGACCCCAAGGCCCGUAAGGUUUUCAGUUAUGCACCCUUCUAUUGUGAUUCAUGUCACAUUCCUUCACAUUACCGUUUUUUCCUCAAUACCAUUCGAUACCAUUCCAUUAAUUCCGUUCCAGCUAUUACCAUGAGCCCGUCCUUCCCAAUUAAGGUUCCACCAACCUCCUGUGGUUUAAAUGUCACAUACAAGUAUACAGAUUGCAUCGAAGGCCAUGAAGCUCCUGUGUGUAUUGAGAAGUCUCCAGCUAUCCCUGUGUAGUCCAGCAUAUUAUAUCUAGUGGGGAGGUCUCCUCAGGGUGUUUGUUUGCCUCCAUAACUCAAGGGUGGGGUCCGGUCCCAGCGGGCCACAGGAGGAAAUACAAUACGAACAGGUCAGGGGUCAAAGUGGAAACAGGAAAUGAGUGAAUAGGGAUACAGAAAAUCACACCAAGGUUAUCUAACACACACACGCAAGGCCAGGGACUUGCCCACUCUGACUUAUGUCACCCUGACUACUGUUGUGUUUUGGUGUGAUGUUGUGCCCCUCUGAGCAGGAAAUAGUCCCUGUAUGCAACAGUGCUCCCCAGUGGCCGGAAGGCCUCACUGCUCCUGUUUCCCAGGGUUCUCUCUGAUGGCUGACAGGCAAUCCUGUGACGGUAAGGGACACACACACACACACACGCACACACACACACACACACUAAUCCCCUUUUUUUCACAAUGACACUGGAGGAGGAGACGCUCGGCUGCAGACAAACAGAACCUUAUAUUCAGAGGCAGGCUCCACUAUGGGAUUAAAUGAGUUUCUAUCUAUGCGAUCUCAUACUGUACCUACACUACUACACGUCACACACGUCUACUGGUUGAGAUCUCCCUGAGCAAAUCAAAUCAACACACAAUAUGGGAUUGUGUGGUUGUAUGGUUCAGUGGCGGUCGGUGCCGUUUAAGAUGAGGGAGGACGAUUUUUCUAUUUUUAUGAGCAUGGCCUUAUUUCUAUUGCAGCAUAUUGGAUGACUGUCAUUCAUAUUCCAUUCACCCAGUUCAAUGUAACAGCGGUUUAGGCUACUACAUGAUACUCAAAUUUUCCCUAUACCCAUCAUGAGGUUGCUACAACCUUGCCAUGGAAUGAAAGUUUACAACGUAGGUGCACACAGGUCGAGAGAAAAAGUUGAGGUGACAGACAGUGACACAUUCAAUACCGCCUUGCACACUCUUGCCUGCAUCUAGCUGAUCUAGGGUGUAAUCAUUAGUCCAACAGUUGCAAAUUAGAGUUUCUAUUGGACAAAUUCAGGUAUGUUUAUCCCAGUUUCGUUCCGUUUAAGAAACGUUUUUCAACAGAAUCGGCAGAAUGAAUACACCCUUGAUCACGCGUAAACACAGUUCACUGUCAUAGCAGCCACGUUGUGUUCCUUCUCGAAUCUAUGCGCUUUCCUCCUCUCACCGUUUCCCUUCGCUUGUGGACUUCAAUGCACAACACAUCAGCUGUAUGUGACAAGGCAAAAAAAACUUUACAAACCAUAUCAUAACCGCUACACACAUCCCACAUCGUUGUUACCAUAUUAGGUAAAGUAACGUCAUAGUCAACAUAGCUAAUAUAACUAAUGCAUUAGUAAACCCACUACAAUCAUGCAUUAACGUUACACUGUAAGCAGUUUAGCACUUACACCGUCGGGCCCCGGUGGCAAUACAUUAGUAAAAUCAAAGCUUACUUUGACUUCCAGUGUUGUGUUGGAUAGUCAUAGCCAGCUAGCUAACAUAGCAUCUCUCUGUUUGAGCAGGGUAAUUGAGUAGGCUAAACUAGCUAGCUGCAUUUGCUAGCUCAAUAAGUGAAACUGUAAAAAAAUGACUAUCUCUCUUUCUUGCUUCUUCUUCAUUUUGGAAGAAAUGUAUUUGUUCAAAACUGUUCAACUAUUGUCUUUCUCUCUCUUUGAGUCAACUACUCACAACAUUUUAUGCACUGCAGUGCUAGCUAGUUGUAGCUUAUGCUUUCAGUACUAAAUUCAUUCUCUGAUCCUUUGAUUGGGUGGACAACAUGUCAGUUCAUGCUGCAAGAGUUCUGAUAGGUUGGAGGACGUCCUCCGAAAGUUGUCAUAAUUACUGUGUAAGUCUAUGGAAGGGGGUGAGAACCAUGAGCCUCCUAGGUUUUGUAUUGAAGUCAAUGUACGCAGAGGAGGAUGGAAACUAGCUGUCCUCCAGCUACACCAUGGUGCUACCCUACAGAGUGCUGUUGAGGCUACUGUAGAACUUCAUUGCAAAAAAGAAAGUGAGUUUUAGUCAAUUAUUUGGGGAUGUAAAUGUAUUUAGUAUAGUUUCAUCUAAAAAGGAUAACUUUUUUAAUGUUUUACCAUUUUUAUUUUUAUGAAAUUCACUGAGGAAGAUGGUUGUCGUGACGUGCCUUUCAUUAUUGUGAUGACUAUUAUUUACUGAAUAAUUACCUACUAUGUUUAAUUGUUACUAGAUUAAAUUAAUCAUGUAACAAUUAACUCAUUAGAAAUGUGGGGCACCACGGGAAAAGUUGUUUAACGAGUUACCGUUUCCCGAAUUAACUCUAAAGGUAUCUUGAUAUCUCUUAUCAUUUAACAGUAAUUUAUUAAUCAUUUACCUCAUAUCAGUCUCAUUGUGAAAGUCGUAGACUUUUUAAUUCUGCACGAACCCGGGUCUUACUGAUCAUUCCGUACCACACAAAUUUAAUUAUUUAUUUACUAACUAAUUAAAAAUGAUAACACAAGAUACAAACACAUACACGGUAUAGGUAAGGAUUAGAAACUAACUAACACAAUAUGACACUUGUUACAAAAGAUAACGAUUUAAAGAGAGAGAGAGUGAGCGAGAGAAAACACUUGGAUACACAUGGACCUAUACUCCUAGUAAUCCUAAUAAUUUGCCAUGUACUGCCGCCCGUUUGGUAAGAAGUAAUGCAUGUAUUUACGUGUUUGUCUUCGUUGUCUCUGUUGGACCCAGGCCUUCGUGGGAAGGGUCGAUUGGGCCUUCUCUUUUCGGAUGGCCUUUUAGAUGUAAGGUUCAGAUGUAAGGCUCAGAUUGUCCACAAGAGGUCACAAUGUCCUUCUUCUUAGUCGUCUGUUUACUUUCACUCGUUCUGGAAGUGGUCUUCUGAGGACGGCUAAUCAGCUGUGUCGAUGAUCCCCUGUGUGGUGAUGAGAGCAGUGCAGUAGACGAUGGUUUGAAGAGAGUAACAUGAUGGUCCCACUUAAAUUCACCUUCUUAGAUACAGUACUUAGAACAGCUACUCAGCCGUAACAUUGAUUGUUAGUGGAGGCAACUUUGUCGUCUUCACUUCGUGUUGAUUUUCAGGGUCGGGACCAAUAUGGACAACAGCUGCAGCUUGAGGUCCGUCUAGUCUGAUCUGAUAAUUCUUAUCGCAGUCUUUUAUGCACUCUGGUAAAGAGGGGCGUUUCCGUCAUACUGACACGCUCUCUGAGCUCCCUCGGGCGUGGCUAGUUACGAGGCAAAAGUAUUAUCAUCACUAUGAUCUUGUUAGAAAGCUAAAAUCACAUUCCUAUCUUCACGAAAACAUUGUCUUCCUCCUUGAUAUUUUCUACCCAAUGUAAAGGAUGUAUACCUGAUGUACACAGUGUAAAAGCUCUUCAAGUCACAAUGUUUUCAUAUAAUGCCUUUAUACCAUUUUUAAUGACAUUACAAAAUAGACAUACAUUUUACAUAUUCCAUUUCUCAUCAUUCCCAACAUUUGGAGGUUGAAAUAUAUUGUCCCAAUGUUCAUUGUUGGAUGUUGAGGUUUUUGGGCGGCGAAAGUCUCUGAAACAAAGGACAUUCCUUUCACCAUACUACAGGGCCAGAGAUAGAUGAUGUGUCAAGACCGGCACAGCCCCCCCCCCCCCCCCCCCCCGUGGGUAAGAGGGUCUGGUUGUUGUCGACCAUUGUCUUGGCUGAUAUGAGGACCUUUGAUCCUCACCCAGGGGGAGUCAUGACAUGGUCCUCCACUGGUAUGGUUGUGUGGUUGUAUGGUCGUGUGGUUGUAUGGUUCUUAUGAUGAAGCUGAUUAGUGAGCUACAGUAUCUGUUUAAGUCGUCUCGUAGAAUGCAUACGUUAUGUCACACUGUGUUAGAGAUUGCUCUGAUUCCACAUUAAAGGGAUAAGCCAUCUCUUCUUGCAGACUAAGACUUCCUGCUUGAUGGCGGUGGACUGUUCUGUUGUGACAUGGUGAAUGGUGGUGCAGUGUGUUAUCGAUCUCUCCCCAAUCCCUUCUCUCUGUGGAGGCCAAGGCCAGGGCCAUGCAGACUGCUUAAUCUAGCUGGGACUGGCACUGUGUUGCACUGAGAAUUACACAUGACUAGAGGUGACUAUAGGGGUUAUUCCAAUGUGCUUACUUUCUCUCUGUUCUCUCUCACUCUCUCGUUCUCUCUCUCUCCCUCUUCCUCUUUCCCCCCCUCACUCUCUUUCCACACAGAUAUCAAUGAGUGUAUGAUGUCCACCCGUACCUGUCAGAUGAACGAGCGCUGUGUGAACACGGCUGGGAGUUUUGAGUGUCAGCGUCAGAUCACCUGUCCUCUGGGUUACCAGAUCAGCAACGAUGUCUGUGAAGGUACUGUAGCUGCAAUUUGUAGCAGCGCCCAAAGCAUUCACUCUCCGGUAGGCCCAUGUAUAGUUGUAACUUGUAGCAACACAACAACUGUGCAUUACCUUGACCUUUCACAAUGUGAUAGGCAGCUCCCAACCUUUCACAAUUGUUUAGUUUUACAGUCAUAGUUGCCAGCCUUGGGAGUGACUAUGAGUCAAAGGUUUGGAGCUGCCUAUCAGAUCUGGAACCAUUCAUCAUGUAAGCUACAAUGCAGUUAUAACACAAUUUCGCAACUGACCACCAAACAAGUGUUUUUGAUACUGAACGUGAUUACAGACUAGAUAAUAGCAUUAUGUUGUAGUUUCGUUUUUUUUGCCUGCAUACCCUCUGUCUCUGUACGAAGAACUCACUUGACUUGUGUUUAUGUUGGUUGAGGCCACUGCUCCAUUGUCAAAGGAAACCUCAGAGCGUUCUUCAUUAUUUCCAUAACCCACACAUGGAAGGGGAUGCUAACGCCGGGCUCUUACACACAGCCGGUGUGCUCUGAGAUAGAUCUGUGAGAUGAGCAGGUUGUUAAAGUCCUGUUGGUGAGCACUGAAGGAUGAGUCUCAAUGGGCUCUGGUGGCGGCUUCAACGUAAAUUAAACUCAUACAGCGGUGAACCAAAUGAGCAUUAAACUUCCCAAUGGAACUUUCCAAUGGGCUCAUAACAGCUGCCACUUCAGACGGCUGGUUGGAGUUUGGUGUGUUUCUACUCCCCUUUGAAUUCCCUGCCCAUUACUUCCUACACAUCGACCAAACUCCACUCUGGACUGAAGUCCCCUCCCCUCCAGCAUCUUACAAAGAGAGCAACUUCCUCAAACCAGGAGCAAAAUUCUCUCCUCAUUGCUUACUCCAGGAGUUGAUUGCCUUCCCCAAUUUCUUAGCCAAUAAUUGCAGUCCCUGCUUGGGGAGAAUGAACUCCCUGGCCUCUGUGAGCUCAUCGAGCCAGCUCCCUUCUUGAUUUGUUGUGAGCCAAAUACCUUCCUACAGUAUUGCUUUGACUGGGAUUGAACACCCUGCCAAUCUCUCACAUGUUUAUCCCUAGCCACUGUCUCUCUCUGUCUCAGUGUGUCUGGGUCUGUCAGACCUGUUCUAGCCUUAUCAGGCAUGUGUCAGGGCCGGGAUGGUCUUAAUAAGCUAGUUAAGCCCUGCCCUACCCAGGGGACAUGCUGGGGCUUUAGCGUGGCACAUACUGUAUCAUUUCCCUACAGGGAUCAUGGAGCCUCACGCACGCAUACAGUACAUGUGGUUUCACGCACAGAGUAGGACACACACUUGGUUGCUUGCUGCAUGCACACACACACACACAUACACACACACACACACACACACACACACACACACACACAUAUAUAUAUACACACACACACACACACACACAUACACACACACAGUCUUGUAUAACUAACCUUGUUGGACACAAUUCAGUCCCAUUCAAAAUCCUAUUUUCCCUAACCCCUAAACCUAACCCUAACCCUUACCCUAACCUUAACCCUAACCCAAUAAUCUAACCUUAACCCUAAACCUAACCCUAGCUCCUAACCCUAACCCUAAAACUAACCCUAGCUCCUAACCCUAACCCUAAACCUAAUUCUAACCCUAACACUAAUUCUAACCUUAACCCUAAACCCCCUAGAAAUAGCUUUUGACCUUGUGGGGACUAAAAAAAGGUCCCCCAGUUGGUCAAAUUUUUGUUUGUUUACUAUUCUUGUGGGGACUUCUGGUAAAGUUAAAUACAUCCACACACACACACACACCACACACACACACACACACACACACACACACACACACACACACACACACACACACACACACACACACACACACACACACACACACACACACACAAGUUGGCUCUUUAAGUCCUGUUUAUGACAGAUGUGAUUUCCCUACAGUGAUGAGGCUCUGUACAGCAGCAGAUAUGUCAGGAUGAUUGACAGCUGGGGAAUCCCAGUGUAGACAGGUGGAGGAGCUGCAGCACAGAGCUGGGUCGUUCCACGAAAUGGGUGGUCCCUUUUAUAUUUUAAGUAGAAAUUGUGCACCAAUAUUGCACCAAUAUUGAAUUUUAAAAGCCUGUUAUAUUAAAUGAAGUGCCCUUUAUUAUAGACCCCAUGGAUAAUUGAAUAAAGACUUGCUAAAGGGCCAAAAUGCAGCAUGUCCCGCCGUUUCACCUCUAGGAAGAUUUUAACCCACUUAACCCCAACAUCAUUCACCAUCAUUGUAAAGCCCUAGUUAUUUUGUUGCUUUGACAAUCAUUUCUGAAGAUUAUUAUUUAUUUCAUGUUGUUAGUGAUUCAUUUACAUCUGUCCCUCAUUUUAAGGUCAACCCUGCUACGUGAACUGAAUUUUUUUCUUCAAAAGAAACAUUGAACGUCUAAUAGUCAAAUCAUAGUGUAAAAGCAGGUGAGCUGGUUAUACUCUUCUUGGCCAUUUCUGGUGUUUUGUGGUGGAAAACUGAGCGGAUCGAGCAUAACACGUCAACCCUGUUACCCAUAGAUAGACAUGCUAGAAAUGUUUUAACAAUUUCAUUUGUUUUGUGAAGCUUGCAUUUAAUUGCCACUCCCUGUUGCACACAACAAGCUUCCAUUUCCUCUGUCACAAGGGAAUAUGUCUGAGUAAGAUGAAGUCGUCAACCCUGAGAACACUAGAGAACAGGAAGACUAAUGCACAUCACUAUUGUCUGCCGGGCUGAUUUAAUAGAGAUAGUCGCUCUGGAUAAGAGCGUCUGCUAAAUGACGUAAAUGUAAAUGUAAUAAUUCCUCAUGUAGAAAUAAAAAGCUCUACCUGCUGUGGAACUACUGCAAUGAGGAUGAUUGGUGGUGGGAACCUUCCUAGGAUCCUCUCCGAAGUUGGAAAAUGAACCAUUUUAUUGUUGAUGGUUUCCUUAAAGGGGAGGAAGAGUGUUUGAAUAAAUCUAUGUGAAAUUAUUUAUCUGGCACUCUAUCUCAAAGCCACUCGAUCUCAAAGCCACAGUGACACAGUGACACCCAGUGGUUACAGUAGACAUAACAAUAACAGGCUUGCAACGUAUAAGUCGUUUUGUUUCUCUUCUAAGCAACUCAAUGGAUUACAAACUGACAAUAGUUCACCAACCAAAAAAUGUGUCAUAUAUUAGGUUUUAUUUCUAGCCUACAUCCUGUUUAUAAUGACUGUCUCUGUCCACAGAUAUUGACGAGUGUGUUCAGGGGACUCAUAACUGUGGGCCAGGCUUUGAAUGUGUGAACACUGAGGGCUCGUUCAGGUGUAACGCCAAACCUCACUGCUCCAUGGGCUUCACACAGGACACACAUGGGAAUUGCAUCGGUAAGAAGGGCUGUCCGGACCGACUGGGUGGGCUAGGCCUGGGCAGACCUGGGCCACUGUUAACAAGUGUAAUAGUAUGCACAAAACAAUAUGAACAUAACGAUAGUAGUGUGUCAAUAUGAAUGUAAUGGUUUACCCAGUCCAGAUCAGGUACAGAGGGGUUAAAUGCCACACAGAUAGUGAGGUUUAAUCCAACAUCCAGCAGUUCAGAUCAGGUAAAGAGGGGUUAAAUGCCACACAGGUAGUGAGGUUUAAACCAACACCCAGCAGACCAGACCAGGUACAGAGGGGUUAAAUGCCACACAGGCAGGGGAUUAGAGGGGAGCACAGCAGGCUGCAGUGGGGCGGAUGAAAGCCAACCCUCCUCCUCCAGUCAGUACAUUCUGAUGCUGAGGAAUGAGCCUGAGGGACAGGAACUGGGGCAUGUCUAGGCAGUUCUGAACCACUGUAAAACAGUGUAAAAUGCACAGUUAGAAGAUUAGAAAAUAGAGUUACACACACACGCACCAAAAUGAUCCCAGGGAAUGGAAGUGUCUGCUGUGUGUCUGCCUCUGAGUAACACAGUGUGACUAAAUGGCUGACAAUCUCUCUCACUCUCUUUGUCCCCUCUUUCUCCCUGUCCUCCGGUGUUCCUCUGUUCUUCCUUUUCUGUCCUCCCUUCUCAAACUGCCCCUCCACACACCCACAUCCCCUGUUCCCCCCUCCCCCUAUGUGACCGAUCCUCCCUCUUUCCUUCCUCCAUCACCCCCCUCUCCAUCCAUCAGACAUAGAUGAAUGUGGUGUAGUGGGCCAACCCUGCAGUCCUGGCUUUAACUGUAUCAACACAGUGGGAUCCUACAGCUGCCAGAGGAAGAUCAUCAUGUGUAACCGUGGUUACCACGCAAGCCCUGAUGGAGCCAGGUGCAUAGGUAGGAGUAGUAAACAGAUCUGUGAUUUUCAUUUUCAUGGUCACCAUCAACAAGAUCUCUCCUCUCUUCCUCUCGCCUCGCUUCCUCUCUCCCUCACUUCCUGUGUCCAGAUUUGGAUGAGUGUCAGAGCGCUCUGCAUCGCUGUGGGGAGGGACAGAUCUGCCACAACCUGCCCGGCUCCUACCGCUGUGACUGCCAGACGGGCUACCAGUACGACAUGUUCAGGAAGAUGUGUGUGGGUAGGUACUUUAUGGCCUACUGACCUCAAGCAAAAAGAAGUUCCCGCUUUUCACUUGCUCAUUGAAAUGAAAUCUUCGUCAGAAUAGUCCUGGAUGGUUUUCGUAGGAUGCUUGCAAUAUGGAUUAACAUGUUCAGAUGUUCUUCUGUCUCUAUCUCUCUAUCUUAAUUUGAGAAGUAGAAUAUAGUCCUCUCUCUCUCUCCGAGCACCCCCACCCCACCUUCAUACUGUUCCUGUAACAUACCGGGGUAUAUGGUAUUACCAGCAGUGCACACAAGGGCCACUAUUUCUUUGCAAAUGUAAAAAAUAACACAAAAAUACAAUCCAGGAGGGGAUUGAUUGUCUCUGCUGUAUAUGGUAUACUGCCCAUGCCUGUUUUGUUCCUCUCCUGGUCUUCUCUGUAUUGUGUGAGAGUUGCUGCAGUUAGUCUCCCAGGCAGCUCACUUCUGCUGCAGUCUUAUCUCCUGCUGCUCUGCUCUUUUCCUCUGGGCUGCAGUCAGCCAGCCAGUCAGUCAGUCAGCCAGUCAGCCAGCCAGCCAGCCAGCCAGUCAGCCAGCCAACCAGUCAGCCAACCAGUCAGCCAGGCAGCCAGCCAGCCAACCAGCCAGUCAGCCAACCAGUCAGCCAGCCAGCCAGCCAGCCAGUCAGCCAACCAGCCAGCCAGCCAGUCAGCCAACCAGUCAGCCAGCCAGCCAGCCAGCCAGCCAGUCAGCCAGCCAGCCAGUCAGCCAGUCAGCCAGCCAGCCAGCCAGCCAGUCAGCCAGCCAGCCAGCCAGCCAGCCAGUCAGCCAGCCAGUCAGCCAGCCAGCCAGUCAGCCAGCCAGUCAGUCAGCCAGCCAGUCAGCCAGCCAGUCAGGCAGCCAGCCAGUCAGCCAACCAGUCAGUCAGCCAGCCAGCCAGCCAGCCAGCCUCUGCAGAGAACAGUGUGCUGAUUCACUGGGUUGUGACUUCAAUAAUAAUGGACUCCAGUGGAAUGUUUAGACUAUCAGCAGGCAGCAUUUCACACCCCUAUUCACACACACUAAGGAGGUGUACGAACACAUACAUACAUUUUGUAUACACACUUUCUCUCUCUCACACACACAUUCUCUCUCUCUCUCUCUCUCUCUCUCUCACACACACACACACACACACACACACACACACACACACACACACAUACACACACACUCACAAUCUCCCUCCACUCUCGUCAGAUGUGAAUGAGUGUUGGCGCUUCCCCGGCCGCCUGUGUGCCCAGACCUGUGAGAACACCCCGGGAUCCUAUCAGUGCUCCUGCACCGCCGGCUUCAGCUUAUCCAGCGAUGGCAAGAACUGUGAAGGUGAGUGUGUGUGUGUCCUGUUACAUUCCCAGUAGGACAGAGAAGGCUUUUGUUCCCCCUGUCACACCUCUAGAGGACUGUGUGAUUGGACUGAUAGUCUAAAGCCAGUAGUGGCUGUUGGUGGAGAGAUAUAGAGACAUAAACAUAUUGCAUUCUGUGACGUCAUGGACAUCAUGACAUUGUUUCAAGAGUUACUUUGAAAUGGUACAGCAACGGUCUUCUUCCAUCUUUGAAUGUCUUACAGAUGUGAAUGAGUGUCUAACCAACCCCUGCAGUCAGGAGUGUGCCAACAUCUACGGCUCCUACCAGUGUUACUGCAGACAAGGCUACUACCUGAGGGAAGAUGGACAAACCUGUGAGGACAUUGAUGAGUGUGCCCAGAGCAUUGGCCACCUGUGUUCCUUUAAGUGUGUGAACGUCCCAGGGAGCUACCAGUGUGCCUGUCCUGACUAUGGCUACACAAUGUCUCCCAACGGACGCUCCUGCAGAGGUGAGGAAACACUGAUACACACAUUACAUACACCUAACACAUACACACAUUACCGCUGAGCUGACUAUGGUUUGGGUUACAGACAUAGAUGAGUGUGCCAUCGGGGCCCAUAACUGCUCAUUGGCUGAGACCUGCUACAACAUCCAGGGAGGCUUCCGCUGUCUGUCCUUCGACUGUCCACAGAACUACCGCAAAUCCUCUGAUACGUAAGUUACUGUAUCUCAACUCAUCGGUUAUCCCAGGACUCCUUGGAACAGAGUUGAACUACAGUUGAAUUGAAGACUUUUAAGCUUCUGUGUUGUUGGAAAAGCAAAAAAAAUGGCAUUUUCAACUGCGUUUUCAUGUUGCCCUCUGGGGCUGGUCAACUGUGUUCUCUUGAUUUCCUCAAAGUUCAAAGAUCUUUUGAGGUCUUUCUCCAAUCUAGUGGAGUGUAUGCGGGAAGGAACAAUGUUUCCCUUGAGGGUAAUGUGUCAGGCUGGGUAAUCUGAUCAAAGCUGUGAAACAGAAAGGCCACAGUGGACGGAGGCCAUGAUACAUCAGCUAGGAGUCGGAAGAUCUGUCUGGAAUCACACUAUUGAGUUUAUGGCUUCAUCUCUCUUCUAUUUCUCUUUGGUCCUAUUUUGAAAUGACCUGGACAAACAGUAAUGUUUUGCCUAUGAGAUUCUGACCCUUUGACCGCUAUUAUUUGAUGUGUUGAUUUCAUGACUCUGACUCUCUGACUCGUGGUUUUACCAUACGCAUUCCUUCUUUUUUAAUAUUGUUUUUCAUUAUAGUGAUUAUGUGUGAUUCUGACUCUCAUUGGCUGGUCCUCUAGGCGCUGUGAACGACUGAGCUGCCCCAACUUCCUGGACUGUCAAAACUCUCCUCUGAGGAUCACCUACUACCACCUGAGCUUCCAGACCAACAUUGUCAUCCCCGCCCAGAUCUUCCGCAUUGGCCCCUCCCCUGCCUACUCCGGGGACAACGUCAUCAUCAGCGUCACCCAGGGCAACGAGGAGAACUACUUUAGCACGCAGAAGCUGAACGCCUACACAGGCGCAGUGUACCUGCACAGGCAGGUACGUGAGCCCCGGGACUUCCUGAUCGACGUGGAGAUGAAGCUGUGGAGACAGGGCACCUUCACUACGUUCCUGGCCAGGCUCUACGUCUUCAUCACGGCUAACUCACUCUAACAGACUGGCCCCCAGCCUCCCCCUACUCCUACCCAUCCUUGUCCCCCCCCCCACUCUCCCCCUAAUGGACAGCCAGUUCCCAUCUGACCUCCUAGCCCUACCCCUCAAUGGACAGUAUUAGUUUUGACAAUAAGUCAGUCAACUUCAAUAAUCAUACCAGUUGCCCAAUUUUAUAACACACUGAUGAUUAGGUUUGCAAAAUCCCUGGAAUUUUCUAUAAAUUCCCUGGUGUUCCCGAAAUCCCAGUUGGAGGAUUCCCGGAAUCAGGAGGGAAUAAGAUGGAAAUCUGGAAUUUCGGAAAUCCGAAUUCAAACCAGGAUUUCUGGAAAACCAGGGAAUUUAUAGAAAGUUCCAGGGAUUUUAGAACCCUACUGGUAAUAGCAAAAGUAGUUUUGCACUGU